Dibothriocephalus latus is the source of this 1857-nucleotide messenger RNA. Lineage: Eukaryota; Metazoa; Platyhelminthes; Cestoda; Diphyllobothriidea; Diphyllobothriidae. The record is from the annotation of a GenBank genome assembly.
AUGCCCACCCCAUCCCUUAAUAUGAAGUCUCUCUCUGAAAGUAUCAAUAAAGUCAGGGAGGAUAUUGAGUUUGCGGUUUCCGAAAUAGAAGGCAUGGAGUCUUUGCUAGACCGACUGCUUUCUGACUUCGAUCCUAACGACAGAUCAUCCGAAAGGAAGGUGCGCUCUCUGGAGAGUCAGAUUGAAGUUAAAAUGUCGCUUUUGGACACUCUUAGGAAACGUGAAAAUGCUCUUGCAUACCGUUUAAGUUCUCUUUCUCAAUUGCCGACUUCUGAACUGACAGAGAAUGGUCCCAUUCAAGAGCCUAGCCUAAGUCAAAACGCUUCUUCAAGGACCUUAAAGAAGUCUUCCUCUUCAACAUCUGUCCCAGAUCCGGAUGUUGAUCCUCGCCGUCCUCAAAAAGCUUCCUCGAAGGCCGUAAGGAAGUCUUCCUCUUCAGAAUCCGUAAACGAAAUCGCAAGGGCAUCAAUAUUUGAUGGUGUAGAUGAUGCAGACCUGGAGUUCUACAAGCGUCGUGCACGUCUCCAUAAGAGGAGUGAACUACAAAAGGAGUUAAAUGCCUUGGAAUCAAAUAUGCCAGUCAAGGAGAAGCCUGAGGACGCAGAACUUGACGGUGGUUUACGUAUCCCUGGAGAAAUCUGGGCCCGCCUCUAUGAUUACCAGCGAACUGGGGUUCGAUGGCUUUGGCAACUUCACCGGCAUGGCACUGGUGGUAUUCUUGGUGAUGAAAUGGGUCUCGGAAAGACUAUCCAAAUCAUCGCCUUCCUGGCCGGUCUUCGACAUUCGCAUUUGCCUUCCACUGAUAGCAUCUUCCAAAUGGCUAUGUCUCGAUCACGUAACAGCGUUAGAUCAGCUUACGAUGACGGGCUCGUCAACUUGGGUCCCGUGCUUAUCGUCUGCCCGGCAACUGUCCUAUCCCAAUGGCUAUCCGAGUUUCGCACUUGGAUUCCAACCGCUCGUGUUGUAAUUCUUCACUCUAGUGGUUCGGGUUACACUAACCCCUCUCGGUUGAUGUCUAGUCUCUUCUCAACGUCAGGUUUUGUGCUGACAACCUACGGAACCCUUAUGCUUCAUAGGGAUCUCCUGUUGCCGUUAGCGUGGCAGUACCUCAUUCUGGAUGAAGGCCACAAAAUCAAGAAUCCCGAGGCUGACAUAACCAUGACUGUCAAGCGAUUUUUAACACCACACAAGCUGAUAGUCUCCGGCACACCCAUGCAGAAUAACUUGAAGGAACUCUGGUCCAUCUUCGAUUUUGUCAAUGUUGGCAAGCUGGGCAGUCUUCCGGAUUUUCUACAGAACUUUGCUGUACCGAUAACACAGGGUGGCUACGCCACAUCCUCCCCUGUUCAGGUCCUCUUCUGUCGUCUGACUAACUAUCAGCGCAGUGUGUACGAGGAGUACCUCUGCUCGAGAGCCUGUACCGAAAUUCUCAAUGGCAAGGGUCUCGUCUUCAAGGGGCUUAUCCUGCUGAAAGCCCUGUGCAAUCAUCCUGACCUCGUCACCGGUGGCCCUCGACACUUUGGCAUGCGAAAUGGCGAAGAUCAGGAUGAUUUGUUGGCCGGCAAGUUGAGCCUUGACCCGCCGGACAGUCGUGCCGAAAUGGCCUGGGAGCAGUUUGGUUGUCCCAGACGCUCAGGAAAACUCAUGGUCACUCUGGAGCUUCUUCGUUUGUGGUACCAGCAGGGACACAAGGCGUUGGUGUUUACGCAAAGUCGCAGGAUGUUGCGUAUUCUUGAGAAGUACUUGUCCGCUGCGGGUUACGCCUACCUCAAAAUGGAUGGCACCACCCCGGUGGGUCAGAGACAGAAACUCGUAGAGAUGUUUAAUGCCAGGCCUGGUGCUGCCUCUACGUCCUCU